This is a messenger RNA of Bursaphelenchus okinawaensis, 526 nucleotides long. The record is from the annotation of a GenBank genome assembly. Lineage: Eukaryota; Metazoa; Nematoda; Chromadorea; Rhabditida; Aphelenchoididae.
AUGAGACCCGCCCUGGUUGUGCUAGCGUUGGUGGCGGUAGCAGUCUUUGCCGAAUCCGAGUUCGAGGAUGACAUGUCGUCAUCAUUCGCGAAACGGUCGAUGAGAAAUGCGUUGGUACGAUUCGGCCGUUCUGGAAUGCGGAACGCCCUGGUCAGAUUCGGAAAACGUUCGCUGAGCAACGAUUAUGCUGAAGCCAAACGAGCGCAAAGUGCACCCGAGCCUUUUGGUAAGUUGGGGGGACAAGUUGUACUAUGAUUUUGAGAAAAUUUGAGGUUUUCUAACUUUUAAUCAAAGAAGUUUGUCAAACUAGUCAAAAAAUAGAUUUUAUAUACCUAAUAUUUUACAUAUUGUAUUCUAAAGCCUUAUAGCUUCAUUGCUUUAGCUUAAACAGCAUCAAACAUAAACUACUAUAACAUAAUGUAUAUCAGUACCUAAACAGCUUGUAAAUUUGCAUGAAUUUUCAGUGCGAUUUGGUCGUUCUGUGCCUUCCUCACGCUUUGCUCUCUAUGACUAUUAUGACAUCUAA